ACAAGAUGGCGGCUCCCAGGGAGGAGGCAUGAGCGCCCUGCCGUUACCGCUCCUCCUGCCGUACAGUUGCCACUUCGGGGCCUAGCUCUGCCUCUUUGAAGCGGUUCCUGUGGGAAGGAGUCAUAAGGAGGGAAGCGAGGAUCGGACGCUGCCUUGCGUUUGGUUUGCAGUGGAAGAACUGACCCAAGAGGAAGAGAAUAGGGGGGAAGGGGGAGCUAGUCUCAAGAUGGCGGCUCCCAGGGCGGCAGGCGCAGCCUGAGCAGCAGAGGCGGACUAAAGGGAGACGCUCGAGACCUCACGAGCCGUACGGCGCGAGCCUCCGAGCAGCCCUCGAGAACUCAAGCUCGUUUCACUGGCCUCCGGCGCGCCUCUAUUCUUUACAAGUGUCGAGGCUGUUCAGGGAGCGGCCUCUGCACUAAGCGCUGGGCGGGGAAGCGGGACGGUCUCAAGAUGGCGGCUCCCACAAUUGUGGUCUGAGCUCCGGCGGGGCUGGGACAACCGCGGCGCUUGUGGCUCAUUUCCACCCGCCCCGGAAGCCGGCCAGUGCAGGAGACUUGGGGGGGUGUGGGAACCGGGCCGGGGCUCCGCCAUUUCCGGCGGGGGAGGGCUACGACUGAGGAAGGGAGGAGAGAGAGGCGGCUCAAGAUGGCGGCUCCCAGGGCCUCCCGCUCGAGCUUCUAAGUGGGAGCUCCCAGGCAAGUAGUCAGGGCGGCGGGACUCGGCGGCCUCCAGCUUCUCGGGUCUAGGCGCUCGCCAGCUUCAGGAGGCUCUUAAGGAGACGUGGUGAGCGAGAAGAAGGGGAAGAGUAGAAGCGAAGGAGAAUAGUUAAGAUGGCGGCCUCCAUGGAGCCGUUCACCGCUGUGUGAGGAACCGCUUUUCUGUGAGAGACGCCUUAGACGAAAGGGGGUGUGUGUGAGUGGAAUUGGGGGUCUCUCUUCUCGCUUGGUGACUUUUUUCCACCGCGCCCUUUCCCGGAACUAUGGCUUCGGCCGUGUCACCCGCCAACUCGCCAGCAGUGCUCCUGCAGCCCCGCUGGAAGCGAGUGGUGGGCUGGUCGGGUCCAGUGCCCCGGCCCCGCCACGGCCACCGCGCCGUGGCCAUCAAGGAGCUCAUCGUGGUGUUUGGCGGCGGCAACGAGGGGAUAGUGGACGAACUGCACGUGUACAACACGGCGACCAACCAGUGGUUCAUCCCGGCCGUGAGAGGGGACAUCCCUCCUGGAUGUGCAGCCUACGGCUUCGUGUGCGAUGGGACUCGCCUGCUGGUAUUUGGUGGGAUGGUGGAGUACGGCAAAUACAGCAAUGACCUCUACGAGCUCCAGGCAAGCCGGUGGGAGUGGAAGAGACUCAAAGCAAAGACGCCCAAAAACGGGCCCCCUCCGUGUCCUCGGCUCGGGCACAGCUUCUCCCUUGUGGGCAACAAAUGUUACCUAUUUGGGGGUCUGGCCAACGAUAGCGAGGACCCCAAGAACAACAUUCCGAGGUACCUGAAUGACUUGUACAUCCUGGAACUGCGGCCAGGCUCCGGAGUGGUAGCCUGGGACAUUCCCAUCACUUACGGCGUCCUUCCCCCACCCCGGGAGUCACACACUGCAGUGGUCUACACGGAGAAAGACAACAAGAAGUCCAAGCUGGUGAUCUAUGGAGGGAUGAGUGGCUGCAGGCUGGGGGACCUCUGGACCCUAGAUAUUGAGACUCUGACGUGGAAUAAGCCCAGCCUCAGCGGGGUGGCACCUCUUCCUCGAAGUCUCCACUCGGCUACGACCAUAGGAAACAAAAUGUACGUGUUUGGUGGCUGGGUGCCUCUCGUCAUGGAUGACGUCAAAGUGGCCACACACGAGAAGGAGUGGAAGUGUACCAACACGCUGGCUUGUCUCAACCUUGAUACCAUGGCCUGGGAGACCAUCCUGAUGGAUACGCUGGAGGACAAUAUUCCCCGGGCCCGCGCCGGCCACUGUGCUGUAGCCAUCAACACCCGCCUGUACAUUUGGAGUGGGCGUGACGGCUACCGAAAGGCCUGGAACAACCAGGUCUGCUGCAAGGACCUCUGGUACCUGGAAACGGAAAAACCACCGCCCCCGGCCCGGGUACAGCUGGUACGAGCCAACACCAACUCCCUGGAGGUGAGCUGGGGGGCCGUGGCAACAGCCGACAGUUACCUUCUGCAGCUCCAGAAAUAUGACAUUCCUGCCACGGCUGCUACUGCCACCUCCCCUACACCCAAUCCAGUCCCGUCUGUACCUGCCAACCCUCCCAAGAGCCCUGCCCCGGCAGCAGCCGCGCCUGCUGUGCAGCCCCUGACCCAAGUAGGCAUCACGCUCCUGCCCCAGGCUGCUGCCACGCCCCCAACCACCACCACCAUCCAGGUCUUGCCGACGGUGCCUGGUAGCUCGAUCUCCGUGCCUGCCGCAGCCAGGACUCAAGGCGUCCCUGCUGUUCUCAAAGUGACCGGUCCUCAGGCUACAACAGGAACCCCGUUGGUAACCAUGCGACCUGCCAGCCAGGCUGGGAAAGCCCCCGUCACUGUGACCUCGCUUCCCGCAGGCGUGCGAAUGGUCGUGCCUACGCAGAGUGCCCAGGGGGCGGUCAUCGGCAGCAGCCCGCAGAUGAGCGGCAUGGCGGCGUUGGCAGCCGCGGCUGCUGCCACCCAGAAGAUCCCUCCUUCCUCGGCACCCACGGUGCUGAGUGUCCCGGCCGGCACCACCAUCGUCAAAACUGUGGCCGUGACACCUGGCACCACCACCCUCCCAGCCACUGUGAAGGUGGCCUCCUCGCCAGUCAUGGUGAGCAACCCAGCCACUCGCAUGCUGAAGACUGCAGCUGCCCAGGUGGGGACGUCUGUCUCCUCUGCCGCCAACACGUCCACCCGCCCCAUCAUCACAGUACACAAGUCGGGGACUGUGACGGUGGCCCAGCAGGCACAGGUGGUGACCACAGUGGUGGGUGGGGUCACCAAGACCAUCACCCUGGUAAAGAGCCCCAUCUCUGUCCCAGGAGGCAGCGCCCUGAUUUCCAACCUGGGCAAAGUGAUGUCAGUGGUCCAGACCAAACCAGUUCAGACUUCUGCAGUCACAGGCCAGGCGUCUACAGGCCCGGUGACUCAGAUCAUCCAGACCAAAGGGCCCCUGCCGGCCGGGACUAUCCUGAAGCUGGUGACGUCGGCAGAUGGGAAGCCGACCACCAUCAUCACUACCACGCAGGCCAGCGGGGCGGGGACUAAGCCCACCAUCCUGGGCAUCAGCAGCGUGUCCCCCAGCACCACCAAGCCCGGCACGACCACCAUCAUCAAGACCAUUCCCAUGUCGGCCAUCAUCACGCAGGCGGGCGCCACGGGUAGGGGCCUCCUCCAGCGCGCUGGUGUGACCAGCAGUCCCGGCAUCAAGUCCCCCAUCACCAUUAUCACCACCAAGGUUAUGACGUCCGGAACUGGAGCCCCCGCCAAAAUCAUCACUGCCGUUCCCAAAAUCGCCACUGGCCACGGGCAGCAAGGAGUGACCCAGGUGGUGCUGAAGGGCGCCCCCGGCCAGCCGGGCACCAUCCUCCGCACCGUGCCCAUGGGCGGCGUCCGCCUGGUAACCCCCGUUACCGUCUCCGCUGUCAAGCCGGCUGUCACCACGUUGGUCGUGAAGGGAACAACAGGCGUCACGACCCUGGGCACCGUGACAGGCACCGUGUCUACCAGCCUCGCCGGGGCCGGGGGCCACAGCACCAGCGCCUCCCUGGCCACACCCAUCACCACCUUGGGCACCAUCGCCACCCUCUCGAGCCAGGUGAUCAACCCCACUGCCAUCACCGUGUCGGCGGCGCAGACCACGCUGACGGCGGCCGGCGGGCUCACCACCCCCACCAUCACCAUGCAGCCUGUUUCCCAGCCUACCCAGGUGACUCUGAUCACAGCGCCCAGCGGGGUCGAGGCCCAGCCUGUGCACGACCUCCCCGUGUCCAUUCUGGCUUCGCCUACUACAGAACAGCCCACGGCCACGGUCACCAUCGCUGACUCAGGCCAGGGUGACGUGCAGCCCGGCACUGUGACACUGGUGUGCUCCAACCCGCCCUGCGAGACCCACGAGACGGGCACCACCAACACAGCCACCACCACCGUCGUGGCUAAUCUCGGGGGGCACCCGCAGCCCACCCAAGUGCAGUUUGUCUGCGACAGACAAGAGGCAGCUGCUUCUCUCGUGAGCUCCACAGUGGGCCAGCAGAACGGCAGCGUGGUUCGCGUCUGUUCCAACCCACCGUGCGAGACCCACGACACGGGCACCACCAACACGGCCACCACCGCCACUUCCAACAUGGCUGGGCAGCACGGCUGCUCCAACCCGCCGUGUGAGACCCACGAGACGGGCACCACCAGCACGGCCACCACCGCCAUGUCGGGCAUCGGAGGUGGGCAGCGGCGAGACGUCCGGUUCACCUGUGUGGCGAGCACCGUGACCGCCGUGGUCCGGGUCGGCAUGGCUGCCGGGGCGCCAGAUGGAGCCCAGGGCUCGGUCAAGCCCUCGUGCCAAACCCGCCAGACCAUCGCGACCAGCAGCACCAUGACUGUGAUGGCCACCGGGGCCCCGUGCUCGGCUGGCCCGCUCUUCAGACCAAGCCUGACCCUGGAGGCUGCUGGCCGUGGCGCCACACUCGUGCAGUUGGGCCCUCUGAGCACCCAGGUCAGGCCUGGCGGUGAGGGUGGCCCCCUAGCUGGCCUGGGCCCGCUGGUGUCCGUGGGGCGCCAGCCGGAGGCGCAUCACGCCCACACGACGUACACCGCCACCACGGCCCGCUCUACCGUGGGUGCCGGGGAACCCAGUGAGGUGCAGGGGAUGCCCGCGCUUGGGUACGAGAGCGCGCCCGGCGCCGCUGUGACUGCGAAGGCCCUGGGGGCGCUGCUGUGCUCCUCGGCCACCGUGACGCAGGUCUGCUCCAACCCCCCGUGCGAGACCCACGAGACGGGCACCACCCCUACGCCCACCACCGCCACGUCCACCGGGGGUGCGGGCCAGCCAGAGGGUGGGCAGCAGCCCCCCGCUGGCCGCCCCUGUGAGACGCACCAGACGGCUUCCACCGGUACCACCAUGUCAGUCAGCAUGGGCGCCCUGCUCCCCGACGCCGCGCCCUCCCACAGAACCCUGGAGUCCGGCUUGGAGGGGGCGGCACCGCCUACAGUUACUGCCCAGGCUGGAGCUUCGUUGCUGGCUCCUUUCCCAACGCAGAGGGUGUGCUCCAACCCACCCUGUGAGACCCACGAGACAGGCACCACGCACACGGCCACCACCGUCACCUCCAACAUGAGUUCCAACCAAGACCCCCCGCCGCCUGCCAGCGACCAGGGAGAGGUGGAGAGCACCCAGGGCGACGGCGUGAACAUCCCCAGUUCCAGUCCUAUCACGACAACGGUGUCCUCCACGCUGACACGGGCCGUGACCACUGUGACACAGUCCACACCGGUCCCGGGCCCUUCGGUGCCGAAGAUCUCAUCAGUGACCGAGACUACCCCAGGGGCUCUGACCAGCGAAGUCCCCAUCCCGGCCACGAUAACAGUGACCAUAGCCAACACAGAAACUUCUGACAUGCCCUUCUCUGCUGUUGACAUCCUGCAGCCCCCAGAGGAGCUCCAGGCCUCGCCAGGGCCUCGCCAGCAGCUUCCACCACGGCAACUCCUGCAGCCUGCCUCCGCACCCCUGAUGGGGGAGUCCGCCGAGGUCCUGUCAGCCUCCCAGGCCCCCGAGCUCCAGGCCGCCGUGGAUCUGAGCAGUACAGGGGACCCGUCUUCAGGCCAGGAGCCUGCCAGCUCGGCCGUGGUAGCCACUGUGGUGGUCCAGCCGCCCCCACCCACGCAGUCUGAAGUAGACCAGUUGUCACUUCCCCAAGAGCUGAUGGCCGAGGCCCAGGCGGGCACCACCACCCUCAUGGUAACGGGCCUCACCCCCGAGGAGCUGGCGGUGACUGCCGCUGCUGAAGCGGCCGCCCAGGCUGCGGCCACAGAGGAAGCCCAGGCCCUGGCCAUCCAGGCCGUGCUCCAGGCUGCGCAGCAGGCCGUCAUGGCAGGCACCGGGGAGCCCAUGGACACGUCGGAGGCGGCGGCCGCCGUGACGCAGGCGGAGCUGAGCCACCUGUCGGCCGAGGGCCAGGAGGGCCAGGCUACCACCAUCCCCAUCGUGUUGACGCAGCAGGAGCUGGCCGCCCUGGUGCAGCAGCAGCAGCUCCAGGAGGCGCAGGCCCAGCAGCAGCAGCAUCACCUCCCCACAGAGGCGCUGGCCCCUGCCGACAGCCUCAACGACCCGACCAUCGAGAGCAACUGCCUCAACGAGCUGGCGGGGGCUGCGCCCAGCACCGUGGCCCUGCUGCCCUCCACGGCCACUGAGAGCCUGGCUCCGUCCAACACGUUUGUGGCCCCCCAGCCAGUCGUGGUCGCCAGUCCCGCGAAGCUGCAGGCCGCGGCUACCCUGACGGAAGUGGCCAAUGGCAUCGAGUCCCUGGGCGUAAAGCCAGACCUACCACCGCCGCCCAGCAAAGCCCCCGUGAAGAAAGAGAACCAGUGGUUUGAUGUGGGGGUCAUUAAAGGCACCAACGUGAUGGUGACACACUAUUUCCUGCCCCCCGAUGACGCUGCCCCGUCAGAUGAUGACUCGGGCACAGUGCCCGACUAUAACCAGCUGAAGAAGCAAGAGCUGCAGCCUGGCACUGCCUAUAAGUUCCGCGUUGCCGGGAUCAACGCCUGUGGCCGGGGGCCCUUCAGCGAGAUCUCAGCCUUUAAGACGUGUCUGCCUGGCUUCCCGGGGGCCCCCUGUGCCAUUAAAAUCAGCAAAAGUCCGGAUGGUGCUCACCUCACCUGGGAGCCGCCCUCUGUGACCUCUGGCAAGAUCAUCGAGUACUCGGUGUACCUGGCCAUCCAGAGCUCGCAGUCUGGGGGCGAGCCCAAGAGCUCCACCCCGGCGCAGCUGGCCUUCAUGCGGGUGUACUGUGGGCCCAGCCCCUCCUGCCUCGUGCAGUCCUCCAGCCUCUCCAAUGCCCACAUCGACUACACCACCAAACCCGCCAUCAUCUUCCGCAUCGCUGCCCGCAACGAGAAGGGCUACGGCCCAGCCACCCAAGUCAGGUGGUUGCAAGAAACCAGUAAAGACAGCUCUGGCGCCAAGCCGGCCAGCAAGCGGCCCAUGUCCUCUCCAGAAAUAGAAGAAAGAAAGAAAAAGAAAGAGGUGGAGAAGGAACCCCGUGGUGGCCUGAGCAGUGUUCUGUGAAAACCCUCCCGACUCCCACUUGGGGCGUAGAGUAGCCGCCCGUGGAGCCUGGCUUCGGCCUCUCUGGGGUUGGGGCCACAUCACCAACUGCUGCAUUUGUUGUAUUUUUUUUAAGUUGAAGUUGAUGGGGUUAACAUUUUUAUUGUAAUUUUAGCCUUAGCGUGUGGGGUUUUGUCCCUUUCUUUGGUUGUUGUUGUUGUUAGCUGUGUACAGAAUGUGUAUCUUUUUUUCCCCCCCUUUUUUUUCAACUCUUUUUCUCCUUGGCUAAGCCUUGGCAGGGAUCUUUCUGGAGGAGAAGCUGGGGCAGCCAGGGUAGGAGAGGCAUGGAAUCUCCCCUGUGGGCCUGGUGGUUGCUGCCCAGCCCAGUUUCCUCUUUCUGGCCCCUGCCCUCUGCCUGUCCCCAGGCCUCUGGGACAAAGGAGGGUGAGCCGUCAAACCUCACUCCCCGUGGGCAGUUGCUCCACACCUAGAGGCUUGAGCUUGAGAGUCCGCUAGAGCCCGAGGUCAGUCAGGUUGCUGAGGAAGAUGGUGUGGAGGUGGGGGCCGCGGCAUGACACCCGGUCCCGGGUUCACAGCACUCUCCACGACCCCCAGGCUCGCUCCCCGGCACGACCGCUUCGAGCCUCCAACACCCACAACGGCCGCU
Messenger RNA from Kogia breviceps (pygmy sperm whale), 7877 nucleotides. Lineage: Eukaryota; Metazoa; Chordata; Mammalia; Artiodactyla; Physeteridae. The record is from RefSeq and is a predicted model, not a curated record.